Molecule: messenger RNA, 2161 nt
Organism: Nezara viridula (southern green stink bug)
Lineage: Eukaryota; Metazoa; Arthropoda; Insecta; Hemiptera; Pentatomidae
Source: the annotation of a GenBank genome assembly
CUUCACUUCAAUGUUGCCAUUUAAUUCCUUAAUUAGGAACGAGAUUGGACGACAAUAGCGCACUCCGUUGGAUGACACUUCAACUACACUCACAGUGAAACGGUGUAUGGCCUAGAUGAACAUAAACAAGGUGCUAUGUGGUGGAUUUGGUUAGAUUUUAACGAUUGCUUGAAAAAAUUCGGCCAACAUGGUGAUACAACAUGAAACUUAAUUAAGCUUUGGGCCUUUGGCUCUUGUGAGAAGAAAUGGCUUCUGGAGGUUCGCAAAUUACCGAUGACUCAAAGACUGAAAGAAGUUUUAAACCUUGGGAACGUUUCUCUGCCUGGAUACACGCAAUAUGUAUUGUUACAUUUGACCUUGAACUUGGUCAAGCUUUGGAGGUUGUGUAUCCAACUUGUACAAAGUUAAGUGAAGAAGAUAAAACCAAUAUAUGUUAUUUAGCUUUCCCAGAUUCAAAUUCAGGAUGCAUGGGUGAUACACAAUUUCAUUUUAGAUUUCGCCACAUACCUCAUGAUAGCGCUAGCCCAACAUCUUCACAUGCCACCUAUAAUAAUGGGAAUUCAGUCUCUCUUCUAGCCAAUAGAAAUUAUCUGUAUGGUUAUGUUUAUUUUAGACAGGUUAAAGACACAACACUUCCGAGAGGUUAUUUUCAAAAAAGUGUCAUUAUACUAUCAAAAUAUCCUUUUGUGAACCUGUUCUUGACUGUUUGUCGCAUGAUAGCGCCAGAAUUCUUUGAAAAUGGCACUUUAAGCAUUGAAGCAGCUUGCCAUGAGAUCGACCAUUGGCCCCCUCCCAUUAAUGGAGAGAUAGUGAGCCUUCCCCUAUUAGGAAUGGUUCUCCAGGCACAAAUACCUGGUGAUAUUUCUCUUGGUAAUGCUUCCAUUCUGCAAUCUAUUUGCUCAACUAGUGUUAUUCCCUGUGUACAUCUCAACAAUCUUUUUAGUUGCUUUUCUAAUUGUAUUUACCAUAUCCAACUUUUGUGGGAAUUGGUAUUGAUAGGCGAGCCAAUAGUAGUAAUGGCAUCAUCACCCGAGACUUGUUCACAGAUGGUUCAUGCUCUUGUGACGAUGAUCAUGCCUUUAAUGUACUGUGGUGAACACAGACCUUACUUCACAAUCCAUGAUACUGAAUUCAAAGAGUAUACAAAGACUACUCAGCCACCACCUCCUAUUAUUCUUGGUGUCACAAAUCCAUUUUUCUCAAAAACCUUGCAACAUUGGCCACAUAUUAUCAAAUUGCCAGAGGCUGCAAAACCAUCAACUUUACAGAAAAAUAAAAUUAAAAAGGGAGUAGUAAAAGCUUUUGAUAGUAAAUCUGGUGUUUAUACUCAAUACGAACCAUUUUUGCAUAAAGAUAAGGGUAUAGUAAAAAAAUUACUGAAAGGUAUUCAAACGAACAGACCAGAAGAAGUUCAAAGUGCCCUCUUGAGACGACAUCUUCUGGAAUUGACACAAAGUUUUAUGAUACCAUUAGAAAGGUACAUGUCAACGCUUAUGCCUCUUCAUAAAAACAUUUCUCCCUAUAAAGCUGCUCCAUCUCCUUGGCCAUUUAAUCCUGAGGCAUUUAUUGCUACCUUGGCCAAAUCUGGUCCUCAGCUGACUACAGGUAUCAAAGGAGAUUGGGAAGGUCUUUAUAGGAGGUUUUUCAGAAGUCCCAAUUUCAUUGGAUGGUAUAGUACACGAAGUAAGUCCAUGAAUGAGAAGCUUCAGAUAUUGCAGUUAGAAGCCUUGUCAGAAGCAGAUCUCCGUCAAUGGGUACAAGGUAAAGAAGAAGUGGAGGUUGUUGACAUGAUUAUCAAAAUACGCUGCAAGCUUGAAGAAUGUCGCAUCAGAAAUGUGCGAAUAAGUGAUAAUGUUUGUAAACAACUUCAACAGAGAAUGGAUGAAAUAGUUUGUACAUUGCCGGAUGACCUUAGGUCAGUCCUCAACUCGAAGCCUAGCUGACCGUUACUUGACAACUCUGAUAGUUGCUCACUGUGUCUCAUUUUUACAUAAAGAAUCAAAAUAUAUUUGAAUGUCAAACUAUAUUUGCCAUAUCUGUAUAUAUUUCUGUUAAAGUGUGUGUGAGAGGCAGGUAGGUCUAAUUGUAAAUACUCACUAAGUUUAAGAAUUAACUUUCUAUUUAAAAAUUAUUUUUGUAGUACCUGGGAUCAUAUUUUGAC